GUUUGUACAAAACCGCACUGAAGACAUCAGGAAGAUUUGCUUUCACUGAUUUACACUGCAAUACUUAAAGCACAGAAUCAAGACUAAUGCAUUCAUGUGAAUUUACUGUAUUUGAGUACAUGUACUUUUGUCGCGUUUAUUAUCCAUUAACCGUUAUCUUGUCUGGGAUCUGAAUACGCUAAUUGCACACCUAAUAAAACAAAAUUAUGCUAAUUCGUUUCUACGGGUUGCGCUUACUUAUUGUGUCUCCUUUUCGAUAUCAACUACACAACAGUACAAUGGCUCAAGAAAUUAUCAAUGUAAACUCAUUUAUUCGUGGAUAUCAUGAAUACCAGGAUGAAUGGGAACCGACGCUGGGCGAUGUUUAUAAACUCAUGCGUGAACCAGACAAUGUCAAAGACUCGAAUGCUGUAGCCGUCGUAAAAGAAAAAUCCGGAGAAGUAGCGCCACCUUCGACAUCAACUGCUAAUUCCCAUCCAAACAAUGUCACUGACAAAUUCGAAGUUAUUGGUCAUAUUCCGAAACUAAUGGCUAUAUGGGUAAGCAAGUUCCUAAAGAGGCCUACCAACUGUGGAAAAGUAGUCAUCAAGGGAAAACGGGUCAACAGAGGUGGUGGUUUUGGACUUGAGAUUCCAUGUGAAUAUAACUUCGAGGGUGACAGUUUCUCGACAAAGUGGUUAAAGGCUAAGUUAAUCAAGGAAGAAUUUCUUCAAUAAUCCAAUAAAGUUAAUCUUUUAUCGAAAUUUGUCUGAUUCGUGUCAUAAUACACCAAAUUUGUAGGCAGUCAGUUUUUAGCUGUCCGCUUAAUAGAGGUGAAAUACAAUGGAAGUUUACCAAUUGGGACGUCCAUAUGGUGUCCGCGUCCGCUUAAUAGAGGUGACCGCUUAAUAGAGGUCAGAUUUACAGUAAACAUUAGGGGAAAAAUUCGGGACUUAAACAAAUGUCCGUUGAAUAGAGGGUGUCCGCUUAAUAGAGGUCCGCUUAA
Messenger RNA from Exaiptasia diaphana, 985 nucleotides. RefSeq lists its product as uncharacterized. NCBI's taxonomy places the organism in Eukaryota, Metazoa, Cnidaria, Anthozoa, Actiniaria, Aiptasiidae. Bases 207 to 716 code for a protein of 169 amino acids. The record is from RefSeq and is a predicted model, not a curated record. The transcript has a single exon. Gene Ontology annotation, molecular function: hydrolase activity, acting on acid anhydrides, in phosphorus-containing anhydrides; zinc ion binding; nucleic acid binding.